Neoarthrinium moseri is the source of this 2154-nucleotide messenger RNA. RefSeq lists its product as uncharacterized. The record is from RefSeq and is a predicted model, not a curated record. Bases 1 to 2154 code for a protein of 717 amino acids. The transcript has a single exon. NCBI's taxonomy places the organism in Eukaryota, Fungi, Ascomycota, Sordariomycetes, Amphisphaeriales, Apiosporaceae. Gene Ontology annotation, molecular function: protein binding.
AUGGAUGACUUCGACCGAGACUCCAAUGCCAGCUCAGACGAGCAGGAGGAUGAGCUGAUGGUCGAUGCGGACGACCGCGAGAACAACGACCAGCCCGAUGAUCAAGACCACGACGACGAUGAGAACGAGAACGACGAUGAUGACGAUGACGACGGCGACAACGAUGACGAUGAUGACGAGAAUCAGACCCAGGACCAGCAGCGCCGUGGUAGCAACGAUGCUACCAAUGAUGCGUCGACGUCCCAGCCCACGGUCACGCGCACCUCGGCGACACCAGCGCCCUCGUCUGCGACCCCCAGAUGGCUCCCAUCAGUCCGGCCUGAGGCACUGAAUGCCACCACGUACGAUAUCGUGCCCACCAUGGCCGCGCCAAUGGCCACCAGCGUCAAUGCCAUCUCCAUUACGCCAGAUCUUCGUUAUUGGGUGGCCGGCGGUUCCGACGGGUAUAUCAGGAAAUACCAUGGGCCGGACACCAUAAACGGGAAGCAGCUCCUUACUGUCGCCCAAAGACACCCCUUUGUCGACUCGGUGGUCAAGUCAGGGGUUCUCAUGUCGUACUGGGAGAAUGCCGAGCCACAGACACCCUCGAUGCGGGCCGAGGAUGUUGUGCUGAGCCCCGUAUAUUCUUUGGCCGUCCACUCCCAGGCUCUGUGGUUGCUUUCGGGACUCGAGAGCGGUGGAAUUAAUCUCUUCAGCGUGCGCCACGACGAGGGCAAGCGGAUUGCCUGCCUGCAGAAACACACCAACGCUGUCAGUGUGCUAAAUCUCUCGGCUGAUGAGAAGAGCGUCUUGAGUGGCAGUUGGGACAAGAAUAUCUUUGACUGGGACUUAAACACGGGCGCGGUUAAACGCCAGUUUGACGGCAGUGGCAGUCAACUAUCAGCCCUUGAAACAAGGCCCAUGAGUGGUACGCCGUUCCCACCCGAAGCUGCGGAAGAAGAUACCCUCGGCGACACCUUCUUUUCCAACAACAGUGCUCCCCCGGCUGGGGAUUUCGACUUUUCGAUGGAAGGGGUGGAUGGUGCCGCCAACGGCGUUGUCAACGGAGAUAUUGGCAAUUCAUUUGGGAAUGAGAACAACGGCGCCGAUGGUGGGGUCAAUGGCGCAGACAUGAACGGCCAGGCGAGCCCGACGAAUGACAGUCUCUUUGGCGGCAGUCCCGGUAACGCCGAUGAUCUAUUUGGAGACAACUUCGGUGCUGAUGAUGAGAACGGGUUCUCCCGGGCCAUGAUGCAGGACUCGGCGCAAGACGCUGCACAAGAUGCUGCUCAGGACACGAAUGUGCAACCUGGCACUACUGGCGACAAUACGAUAACCGACUUUGACAUGUCGCUGCCUACAAUUGACGGGACGAACAAUGAGGAGAGCCACGAUGCCGUAAACGGCGACUUACCCAACAGCAACGCGAUGAGCGCAGGUGAUGUCAAUGUUGACACCAGCUUUGAUAUCACACAACCGACAGAGCAAAUCACAGACUUCUCACAACCUGUAGAUACCGAACCAGGACAUGCGCCGCAGUCUCCAUCUGCGUUCCUUGAUUCAGCAGCGCCAGCACCAGAAUCUCCUUCUGCUAUAUUUGCCGAAGCCCCGGCUGCUCAGUACGAUAUCACGCAAACUUCAGACUCCACAUUCCUAUCUGCUUCCAUUGACGGGACGCUCCGCAUAUGGGACCGCCGCGUGCCCAAUCCGGUCGCCCGUAUCGGUAACCGAAUCGGGGUACCCCCAUGGUGUAUGGGCGCCUGCUGGUCACCGGAUGGUAACUGGAUCUACGUUGGUCGGCGAAACGGCACCGUUGAGGAGUUCAGCGUGGAAAAAGCCAGAGGAGGACAUAAGGGCUGGCAACCUGAGCGGGUGUUGAAGUUUCCAAACGGCAGUGGACCUGUCAGCUGCGUCCGCCCUAUGCCCAACGGUCGUCAUCUUAUCUGCGCCUCGCACGAUAUCCUGCGAUUGUACGACGUCAAAGCCGAUGAGAAAUCAUCAAAACACUCUGCCCCGCCCUUUUUGAUUGUCCCAGGCCCGCCCCGAGCCGGUGUCAUCUCCAAUCUAUACAUCGACGCGACGAGUAGGUUCAUGAUAUCUACUGCUGGAACUCGAGGAUGGGAAGGAACGAGCACCGAGGUCAUGAUUGGGUAUGAAAUCAGUGUUCCAAAGUAA